Molecule: messenger RNA, 2353 nt
Organism: Exophiala oligosperma
Lineage: Eukaryota; Fungi; Ascomycota; Eurotiomycetes; Chaetothyriales; Herpotrichiellaceae
Exons: 10
Coding region: 1-2280 (759 amino acids)
Biological process (GO): regulation of DNA-templated transcription; DNA-templated transcription
Cellular component (GO): nucleus
Molecular function (GO): DNA binding; zinc ion binding; DNA-binding transcription factor activity, RNA polymerase II-specific
Source: RefSeq, a predicted model, not a curated record
AUGCCCAGUAGUGUGGAUGCGAUGCAUCACAAGCGCGGACCGAAGACUUCCCAGGAUACAUCGGUUGAUGGUCCGACGUUCAAGCGAGUUUACCAGGCAUGCGAGAGCUGUCGGCAGAAGAAACAAAAGUGCAGUUUGGGGGAUCCAGCAAAGCCCAAAUUACCAUGUGAUGCCUGCCGUAGAGCCAGUCUGAUUUGUGUGCUACCGGAGAAGAAGCGAAAGGGCCGGCCUCCAAAGAAAUCUGUGCGUAAUGUAAGGACAUCAAGUGAACUUGGUACGGAAACGGCCACCACAAACAGCAACAACAAUUUCAAUUUCUCCUACCUUGGCAACAGAGAAGCGCCAUCCAUCUGGCAGACGACAUUUACAGAGUCUUUCGAUCCUGUUACGGGAGAUGAUGAAGGGGCCACAACGAGAAUUCCUGUCUCGGCAGAGAGGCAGAGCCAUGGACCACUGCCACGGCACGAUGAGCAUUUGGCGAGUCAAGAUCUGGCAAGGUUUCCUCUGAGGAACACAUCUGAUGCUAUACGACUAUUGGACCAGGAUCGAACACCGAUGCACUUGGAGCAAUCCGGCACGGCGGACGGCCAUGGCGAUGCCUCCUCUAGACAGGAAUUUUUUCUGCUUCGUGAAGGAUUUAUCGACGAGGCGACACUCUUCAGACUCUUCAACUUCUAUCUUAACUCUCUACAUCCUAUUAUGCCACUUAUCCCGUAUGAAAGGAUGCCGACGACGUCAGAGCACAUCCUCAACAUGGCGGGGCGAGAGCCACAUUUCACUGCUGCAAUCCUCGUGGUCACCACCGGGCUGUUAGGGGAACAUAAUCUGCAUCAGCUUUUGUGGCGAAGGGUGGAGCGGGUCUUCGCAGAGGUCGCAAUCAAGGGAACAAAUGAGUCUCUUGAGAUGAUUGAGGGGUUACUACUCCUCUCGGAGUAUCCACCAAAUAUGGGCCACAGCACGGGAUUGAGAUUCGAAGAUCGAAUGUGCUGGAUGACGGUCGGCACCGCCGUCCGCCUAGGCUACCUAUUGGGAUUAGAACAACUAGUCAUGCAGCCGGAUGAUAUCGAGGAGAAAAAUUUCGAGGAUCGUGCGAGAGGGAAGAUUGUGUGGUCUUAUUGCUUCUUGCUCGAUCGACAAAUAUCGAUUCGUGUCGGGAAACCAUUCUGGCAUCGAAGUCCUGGGAUGACUAUACAGCACCUGCACUUCAACCCGGCCGAUGACUUUCCUCAGAUGCGCGAGAUCGAAGGUCACCAAGACGAUUACGCCGCAUAUCUGCAAUGUCUCAUGCACAUAACCCAGGUGUUGAGUAAUGCUCACGACCUCUUGUAUCCAUCGAGAAGCCAUUCGCUCGCCAUCGCCAAAGCCGAGCACUACUACAAGCACAUUGAUGAGUUCACGGAAGCACUGUCCGCAGUCCGCAAUAGAUGGCAGAAGAAACCAUGGCGAACGCAUCCGAUCAAUGAAUGCGUGUGGAUAUCAUUUCAUCACCUACGUCUUUACAUCUAUUCCUUCUCCUUACAAGGUCAUAUGCAAAGAGCAGAAAGCUGCAACGAUGGUCGUCGGCCGUUGGAUUACUUUCCUACGGGGCUCAUGGGUAGCGUGGACGCCCGAUUCAUCAUUGAGGCAAUGAAUGCUGCGGCCGAUAUCCUACGCUUGGCUAUAGGCAGGUUUCAACCUACUGGAGCUUUGGCGUGUCUUCCUCUUCGGUUCUUUCUCUUCUUCAGCCACGCAGGUGUAUUCCUGCUGAAGACGGCCGUGAUUGUUCCUAUACCCCCAUCGCAGAAAAGAGCCAUUCUCCACCUGAUCCGAGCCCUUAUCAGGUGCAUGUCAAUGGCCUCGUCGGACCCCAGACAUCCUGCUGUCCGCAACUCGACUGCUCUUGAUGCUCUCUUGAGGCGGAUAUCUCGCGACAGCGACAUCCAGACUCCCGGGGUCACCUGUCCGCCCUCACCGGGCAUAGAUCCUCCGGUGCCCAACCCCAACUCGGCUGAUACUGGCGCCGGAGUCAAGCCCCGUUCGAACGAUCCGGACCUGCCUACUUUUCUGGCAAGUCGCGAGUCUCCAUUCAUUGUGGAGCGGCCGCUACAGGAUCUCGCCGCCGAUUUUGAUGCCGUAUUUGGGCUUGAAUCAGAGCAGCCGGACAUCACACUACCGCCUUACACCGAAAUUAACAACAACGAUCUCCCUACGAGUUUGCCCACGUCGGAUCUUUUGGCUUCGCUCUUCAACUAUGAUGAUAGAGGGUUUUGGGACGGAUUCACUCCGACGGCCUUGAAUUGAAUUGCGAGAUUAGCACAUCGUGAAGCCAUCCACAAUGGUAUAAUAGGAAGCAAUGCCGUCCAAUCUCUUGUCC